AUGACAACAAUACAAGAUGAAAAUGAAAGUAACAAUUCUUCUACAGUUGAAGAACUUACUCAAUUGAAUAAGCUGUUUGCUAAACGUUAUACUAAUGAAGAUAAAGAAUAUAUACAAAUGUCUGAACCAUGUUCUACAGGUCCACCAAUAGUUGAUGAUUGGGGUGAAGAUAGAAAGAAUUAUCAAAAUCAACGAAAUCGUUAUACAAAUAAUAAUUGCUACAAUAGAAAUAAUCAAUAUGAUCGUCAACAACAUAGAAAUUAUUCACAUGAUCGUCGUGAUCGUAGUCGUAGUCCAACAUCUUAUUAUGACAAACGUCGAUAA
Molecule: messenger RNA, 324 nt
Organism: Adineta steineri
Lineage: Eukaryota; Metazoa; Rotifera; Eurotatoria; Adinetida; Adinetidae
Source: the annotation of a GenBank genome assembly